Molecule: messenger RNA, 627 nt
Organism: Thecamonas trahens ATCC 50062
Lineage: Eukaryota; Apusomonadida; Apusomonadidae
Exons: 2
Coding region: 23-406 (127 amino acids)
Biological process (GO): intraciliary transport
Cellular component (GO): cilium; centrosome; intraciliary transport particle B
Source: RefSeq, a predicted model, not a curated record
GUCGUCUGCACUGCACUUGGCUAUGACCACGGUGGUGAUGGCGACUGCCACCGAUGAGAACAAUCCGGUUAGUAAUGUGUUGUCUGCCGAUCUGUCGUCGGCGUGGACUACCACGGGGCUCUAUCCGCACGCGGUGGCUGUGCCCUUUCCCGAUGAUGUCGCAGCGCCGGCUUUUGUCCGCGUCUGGUGCUCGGGCGUGCGCGAGGUUGCGGUUGAGGGCGUGGCUGUGACCGACACUGCGCGUGAGCCUGUAGAGGUUGCGGUCCGGACGCUCGAUUCUUUGCGCGAGAUCCAGAUGGAGGUCUUUGACCUUUCAUCGCUCCCGGCUUGGGCCACGGCCGUCCGCAUCACCAUCCUCGACGGUUUUGGCCCCUUUGCCGCCAUUCACCGCAUCGCAGUCGAGUAAGUGGCAGUCGAGUGCAUCGACCACCACUACAUGUAGACUGUGCCACUGGCAUCAGCGCACGCUGCCUACCGCCUCACCCUUGACCGUCUCGCCCUCGAUUCGCCUCGCCCUUUACCGCCCCAUCGACUACAACGCUGACCCUACAUCCACACUAUCCGCCCCUCUCCUCACCACUGCACACCGCACACCGCACAACAACAAUAAUCCCUCUGCAUCAUCUC